AUGCAUUUCGCUACCAUCAUCGCUACUGUUGCUCUCGCCAUGGGCGUUGCUGCUGAGCCUGCCUCUGGCGAUCUUCCCUUCAACGUCAUUUCUGCCCGCAUUUGGAGCUCUGAGGACUGCGGAGGUGACAGCAACAACGGAAAUCUCGGCGAACUGACCACGCAUCGUGAUGAGCUCAAUGAAUGCUUCAAGUUCAGCGACAAGGUCAAGUCUGUGAGCCAGUAUGAGCAUGCCAAGGGCUGCAAGCUUCUUCUCUUCACAGACAGCAACUGCAAGCGGGGACAGAAGACUGUCAAGGAUGACCAGUGUCGGGAGACUUCUUCUCACUUCAGUAGCUACAAGACUGUUUGCAACUGA
Molecule: messenger RNA, 357 nt
Organism: Fusarium musae
Lineage: Eukaryota; Fungi; Ascomycota; Sordariomycetes; Hypocreales; Nectriaceae
Exons: 2
Coding region: 1-357 (118 amino acids)
Source: RefSeq, a predicted model, not a curated record